Molecule: messenger RNA, 5941 nt
Organism: Ooceraea biroi (clonal raider ant)
Lineage: Eukaryota; Metazoa; Arthropoda; Insecta; Hymenoptera; Formicidae
Gene: Dp1
Product: satellite-binding protein 1 Dp1
Molecular function (GO): mRNA binding
Source: RefSeq, a predicted model, not a curated record
AUGCAGCAGCAGUCAGUAAUGGAAGAGGGAACGGCCUAUGAGCCACCUACUUACGAUGAGACAUUCCCUGUCCUCCCUGAAUCAUCUAGUUCCAACUCUGGACAAUUAAACAUAUUUUCCAUAAAUAACAACUUGCAGCUUGGACGUAUAACCAUUACACAGAUGUUUCGUGUACCCGGGGAAGAACGUAAAUUUGAUCACAGCGACAAAUUUGGCGAACGCGAAUCUAUUCGUACAUGUAAAACCAUCAUGAAAGAGACAAAUACUAUAAUUGAAAUUGCGUCGUCUAAAGAUCAAUCUCUGACGUUUCUUAUAACUGGAAAACAAAAUCAAGUUCUGGAAGCCAAACGUCGUAUUCUAACGACAUUUCAAACUCAGGCAAGCAAGCAGAUUAGCAUUCCUAAGGAUCAUCAUCGUUGGGUUCUUGGAAAGCAAGGACAACGGUUGAAAGAUCUAGAACAGAGGACUGCUACAAAGAUUAAUGUUCCUGGUGUGCAAGAUCAAUCAGACAUAAUAACAAUUACAGGAACAAAGGAGGGCAUUGAGAAGGCCGAACACGAAAUUAGAGUUAUCUCUGAUGAACAGUCUAGGAAAGCCUUUGAGAGGAUAACUGUGCCAAAAAUAUAUCAUCCUUUCAUAUAUGGAGCGCAUAAUGAAAAUCUCAAUGCUAUGAUGGCAGAGACCGGCGCUCGUAUCAAUAUUCCGCCCGCAUCGGUGCAGCAGGAUGAGAUAACCAUAGCUGGCGAGAAGGAGGGAGUUUUAGCGGCAAAGCAGAAGAUUGAAUCUAUUUACAAGGAUAUGGAGAAGAGAUGUACUACGGUGUCUGUAGAGGUUCCUAAAUCUCAACAUAAAUAUGUAAUUGGACCUCGCGGUAGCACCAUAGCCGAAAUAUUGCAAACAACUGGAGUGAGUGUAGAAAUGCCUGCACCCGACUCGGCAACUGGUACCAUAACUCUUAGAGGGCCUCAGGAAAAGCUUGGUCAAGCACUUAAUAAGGUGUACGAGAAGGCAAACAGCGUGCGCACCGCUGUGGUGGAAGCUCCAGUUUGGAUACACAAGUACAUAAUCGGGCGCAAGGGUGUAAAUAUUAAGAAGAUCACUCAAGAAAUGCCAAAAGUAAACGUAGAAUUUACGGGAAAGGAGGAUAAGAUUAAGAUUGAAGGUCCACCUGAAGAAGUAGAGAAAGCGCAGAACGAGCUGCAACACAUGGCCAAUGAUCUUAUUGCUAAACUCACUUUCGCCGAAUUGAACGUCGAUCCAAGAUUCUAUAAACAUAUCAUUGGAAAAAAUGGUUGCAACGUGAACCGUGUUAAGGAAGGCACGGGUGUUGUGAUUAGCAUCUCUGAGAAUGACGGUAAUAACAUCAUCCGUAUUGAAGGCAACCUUGCUGGUGUAUCGAAAGCUCAAACGGAACUUGUGGAAAUGGUGAAGAAGCUGGAAAAUGAGAAAGAGAAGGAUGUGAUUAUAGAUCACAGAUAUUACCGUAAUAUAAUUGGUAACAAAGGAGAUAAUAUCAAAGAGAUUAGAGAUAAAUUCAAUCAAGUACAAAUUACUAUACCUGGACCAGGUGAGAAAGGAGAUAUAGUAAAGAUUAGAGGACCCAAAGAAGACGUUGACAAGUGCCAUAAACACCUAAUGAAGUUGGUAAAAGAAUUGAAUGAAAGCAAUCAUGUACUUGAAGUACCUAUUUUUAAACAGUUUCAUAAAUUUGUUAUUGGAAAAGGUGGCGUUAACAUCCGCAAGAUUAGAGAAGAGACACAAACGAAAAUCGAUUUGCCUGCUGAAGGUGAGAAGAGCGAUGUCAUAACCAUCACGGGAAAGAAAGAAAACGUGGUAAAGGCUAAGGAAAUGAUACAAAAGAUUCAAAAUGAAUUGGCUAACAUCGUUACUGAAGAAAUCACUAUUCCACCCAAGUUUUAUAACUCUCUCAUCGGUACUGGAGGUAAACUGAUACACUCUAUUAUGGAGGACUGCGGAGGCGUCACGAUCAAGUUCCCUACUGCGGAAAGCAAAAGCGACAAGGUCAGUAUCAGAGGUCCAAAGGACGACGUAGAGAAAGCGAAAGCGCAACUUUUGGAAUUGAGCAACGAGAAGCAAUUGUCCAGCUUCUCAGCUGAAGUGCGCGCUAAGGUUCAACAUCAUAAAUUCCUCAUCGGAAAGAAUGGCGCUAACAUUAAGAAGAUAAGAGAAUCCACGGGCGCGAGAAUUAUAUUCCCAACGGACGAAGAUCAGGAUAAAGAAGUAAUUACGAUUAUGGGAAAGAAGGAAGCAGUUGAGAAAGCUAAAGCCGAAUUGGAAACUACAAUUAAGGAGAUUGACAAUAUUAUCGAGGGGGAGAUUUGCAUUGAUCCUAAGCAUCACAGACAUUUCGUAGCACGAAGAGGCGGUGUAUUACACCGAAUAGCUGACGAAUGUGGCGGCGUGCAGAUUUCGUUUCCACGGGCGGGUGUCGACAGCGAUCGCGUUAUCCUGAAAGGUUCGCACGAGUGUAUAGAGGCUGCGAAACAGCGUAUGCGAGAAAUUGUCCAAGAACUGGAAUCUAUGAUAACGGUAGAGUGCAUAAUACCCCAAAAACAUCAUCGCACAGUAAUGGGUGCUAAAGGUCGCAAGGUGCAGAAUAUAACGUCCGAGUAUGACGUUCAAAUCAAGUUUCCCGAUCGUGAUGUGUACGAUGAGCAAAAAGCACCAGAAGAAGUCAACGGCGAGAAUGCAGAAGCUGGGAAAACUGUUCCAGCUUGCGACAUAAUUCGCAUUACCGGACAACCGGACAACGUUGCCGCCGCUAAACAAGCUUUACUCGAUCUCGUGCCUAUUACGAUUCAAGUAGACGUACCAUUUGAUUUCCACCGUUCGAUAAUCGGGCAGAAAGGUAAAGACGUGCGGGAAUUAAUGAAUACAUAUGACGUACACAUUAUGCUUUCUCCGGCGGAGGAGAAAUUGGAUUAUAUUAAGAUUUCUGGAACACCAUCGUGCGUCCAAAGUGCCAAGGAAGCUAUAUUGGAAAAAUGUGAGGCGCUGAAGGCCGAACGGGAAGAUCGAGCGUUAAAAUCUUUUGAAUUAAAACUCGAAGUUGAUCCGGAAUAUCACCCGAAAAUAAUUGGCCGCAAGGGAGCCGUAAUCAGUAAGAUACGUAAUGAUCACGAUGUUCAGAUCAACUUCCCACGUAAGGGUGACCCUGAGGAACAUAUUAUUACAAUAACAGGAUAUGAAAAGAACGCAUACAGCGCGCGAGAUGAGAUUAUGAAGAUUGUCAACCAACUCAAUGGUUUGACGAAAGAAGAAGUACAGAUAAAUGCCGCUGUGCACUCACGAUUGAUUGGCGCGAAAGGCAGAAAUAUCCGUAAAAUAAUGGAGGAGUUUAAGGUUGACAUAAAAUUCCCGAGAAAAACCGAUGCUGACCCUAACGUCGUAACGAUUGUGGGAGCGGAGGAGAACGUAGGCGAUGCGAGGGAUCACUUGUUAAACCUGGAGGAGGAAUACAUGCAAGAUGUAGCAGAGAACGAAUAUCGCGAAAGUUUGCGUUCACCUCAACGCGAGGACGGGAGCAACGCCGGUGGGGGUGAAAACGAUACCGGCUUUAUCGUAAAGGGCGGACCGUGGGAGCAACAGCAACCUCAAAGCGCACCGAAUACAGCCAGCGUGGAGGAGUUCCCGCAGUUCGCUGGCUACUCUCACGUACCGGUCGCCGCCCCGGACGGCCCUUGGGGAAUUAAGCGUUAAAAACGUAGAUCUAAAUUCGCUGAGAGGCGAUUAAUCGAUGGAACAUGUAAGCUAACGAUGUAAGGUAAACUUUCCUCUGACAAACGGUAUAUAAGACACUUACAUAUACGCAUCUACACGUACAUACACACACAUAUGCACUUGUGUUGGGUGGUUCCCUGUUCCAUUACUGACGUUGUUGCUGCAUACGACCUGGCCAUUCUAUUGGACUCUGACACUGGUUUACUACACACAACAUUCGACGACGAUGUUUAUAUUGCAAUUCAUGAUACAGAUGUCCCAUGUAUCUGUAGCUGCAACGCAUGUUGUUCUGAGUUGCCACGCCACGCGCACACAGUCCGGUCAGAGCUUGUGUAAAACUUAAAAUUCCGUGGCUUUCAUUUCUAACGAUAUGCCUUCCAGGUACAGAUAUGUUGUACUUAAGACUGUGGCUUCGUGGGAAAUAAUUGGAUCAGCAUUCUGCUAAAGAGAAACAAGCUUAGAAAAAAGUUGCCAAGCAGAUCCAUCUAUCGUCUGCACUACGCGUCCUUUCUCGUAGAACGCGAGUUGGCUGUACUUUACGUUACAUACAAUUUGCGUUUUACGGAAAAGGACGAAUUUUUGUGCGUCAAUUUCUUUCUACAGAACCUGACCAAUUUAUUCGUGUAUUAUAUUACUUUCACAGAUAAUCUCUGUACCACACGCGUAUAGACUGUGAGGUCGUACGUUUUUCGUUGAACUUAGCAUAAUAAUUUGUUAAUUUAUUUAUAUUUUUUGUACAUAUAUAUCGCAUUUUCUCGUUGCGUUGUGCCACUUUUGAUGAAGUGGUUUUUCUAAACUACAUCAUAAUUGUUGAAAUUUAUAUUAUAAAAAUCUUCGCGAGAAAAUCAAAGGAAAGACAACAGUGUAUGGACUUUAUAAGGAGGAAACGUUUAUUCUUAUAUAGGGAUUUACACGAUUUUUUUACGAUUUUUUUUUAAUUAGUUACUGUAAACUCGGUUCAUGUCUCUGAGAUUUCAAUGCGUAAACGAGAAAUCUGUCGAUGCAUCAAACAUAUGCUCAUCAAAUAUAGGUAAGAUCGGAACAACAAAUUGUAAUUGGAUGUUGAAACCGAGCGAAUUUCUAUGAAUGGAAUCUUACGCCAUUCGUCGCGUUUAAAAGGCCUUCAUCCCGUGAUACUUAAAGCUUAAAGCAUUGAGACGUUAUAUACGUAAAAUCGGCACUGUUGCAGAGAAUCGUCAAGUUAAAUCUCCAUGUUAUGAAUAGUGAACGAUACACGAAUUCCUUUCGAUAGCCGGCUUUAGUUAUUUGUCUUGUUUUACAUUUCGUAUACCGUUUAAUAUGCAAACUUCUGCAUUCUACUAUUUAUGAGGCCAACUAGCUAAGAAAAGGAUAUUCAGUUCAAGUGCCUUGUCUAUUUUCUUCGAGACAGCUCAUUUCAAUUGUUGGAGGAAUGUGAGAAUAUACUAGAUUAUACAUAUAGAAAUAAAUACAAUAUAUAUAUUGUAUUUAUUCGGGGUAUCCGAAAAUCACCGGAUGAUACUUUCAGAAUUGGACUCAUUUAGUAAUAUUUCGAGUUUACUUUAACGAAAAUAUCUAAGAAUAUUUUUUUCAAUCUUUCAAAUUUCAACAUGAAUAUUAUAGCGAUUAACCUUUGAAUUGUGUUCCUUUAAGAUCAACUUUUAAUUUUUUAAGCCUCGUUGCUUUUAAAACUAUUAGAGUCUCGAGAUUUUUUUAACAUAUUGUAAAUUGAUUAAGUAAUCUGUUCCUAAAGUAUCAUCGGGUAAUUUUAAGACAGCCUGUAUAUAUAUAUACACAUCACAUGUAAACACGUAUAUGGAUACUGAUAAUAAUUAUUCUAUUACUAAUAGCUAAUAGGUACCGCGGGUACAAUGAUACACUACUAUUACGAAUGAAACGAUAGGAUUAUCAUGUAUACAGAAAUUCACUUAUAUUUUUUAGAUUUACAGUAAUUUUUAUAAAUCUACUUGGUACGGCGACCUACGGUGUCAUCUCCAAUGCAUGAUAAAUGUGUAAGAAAAAAAAGCCAGAAUUAGUAAAUUUUAAUAUGCUUAGUUUUGGCUAAGAAUUUGAUAGAUGCUGUGCAUGAAUAUAAUUUUCUAAUGAGUUAUAAUAAAGUAAAUUGUAACUAUACAGAACACAUACAAUAUUCUCUGUAUACAUAAGUAAAUAAUGUUAUAACACGUGGAUGCUAUUGUAACAAUAUAUUACAUUCAUUGAU